Molecule: messenger RNA, 1230 nt
Organism: Limanda limanda (common dab)
Lineage: Eukaryota; Metazoa; Chordata; Actinopteri; Pleuronectiformes; Pleuronectidae
Gene: tmtopsb
Product: teleost multiple tissue opsin b
Exons: 4
Coding region: 1-1230 (409 amino acids)
Biological process (GO): visual perception; G protein-coupled receptor signaling pathway
Cellular component (GO): membrane; photoreceptor outer segment
Molecular function (GO): G protein-coupled receptor activity
Source: RefSeq, a predicted model, not a curated record
AUGAUCGGGUCCAACCUGAGCCUGAGCUGCGAGCCCUGUCCCGGUGGUGGUGGAGGGGGGGGAUCCGGCGGCACAGCGGGGGGCACCGUGCCCGGCACCGUGCCUCCGGCGUCCCUCAGCCCCACCGGACACCUGGUGGUCGCGGUGUGCCUCGGCUUCAUCGGCACGGUGGGCUUCCUCAGCAACCUGCUGGUGCUCACACUGUUCCUCCGCUACCGGGCUCUGCGCAGCCCCAUGAACCUGCUGCUGGUGAGCAUCUCCGCCAGCGACCUGCUGGUCAGCGGGCUGGGGACCCCCUUCAGCUUCGCGGCCAGCACCCAGGGUCGCUGGCUCAUCGGACGGGCCGGGUGCGUGUGGUACGGGUUCGUCAACGCGUGUCUGGGAAUCGUCUCCCUCAUCUCCCUCGCCGUUCUGUCCUACGAGCGCUACUGCACCAUGAUGGCGCCGACCAUGGCUGACGGGAGAGACUACCGCGCCGCGCUGGGAGGGAUCGCCUUCUCCUGGCUCUACUCGGUGGCCUGGACCGUGCCCCCGCUGCUGGGCUGGAGCAGAUACGGGCCUGAGGGUCCCGGGACCACCUGCUCGGUGGACUGGCGGACCCAGACGCCGAACAACAUCUCCUACAUCAUCUGCCUGUUCAUCUUCUGCCUGGUGGUGCCGUUCAUCGUCAUCCUGUACUCCUACGGCAAGCUGCUGCUCGCCAUCAGACAGGUCCGGAGCUCGGUGGUGGCCCGGCGCCGAGAGCAGCGGGUGCUGGUGAUGGUCGUCACCAUGGUGGUGGGCUACCUGGUCUGCUGGCUGCCGUACGGCGUGGCGGCUCUGACCGCCACCUUUGGGUCCCGUGACCUUUUGACCCCAGAGGCGACCAUAACGCCGUCGCUGCUCGCCAAGUUCUCCACCGUCAUCAACCCCUUCAUCUACAUCUUCAUGAACAAACAGUUCUACAGGUGUUUCAGGGCAUUCCUCCACUGCUCCGCCCCCGAGCGAGGCUCCAGCGUAAAGACUUUUUCCCGGGCGACCAAGACGCUCCGCACCCCCCGGCAGGAGAGGGACCCCCCGGUGUCCGCUCAGGCGCCCUCCACCGCCGCGCCCUCGCCCAACUCCAUCCGAGGGUCUUCGCAGGGGGCCAAUCACACGGCUCCAUCGAACCGAGACCCGGCUGUUUCCCGCCCCCCUGCUGCUGACAACCCCAAACCCAAACUGAUCCUGGUGGCUCACUACAGGGAAUGA